This is a messenger RNA of Mauremys reevesii (Reeves's turtle), 580 nucleotides long. RefSeq names its product cytoglobin-1-like. The record is from RefSeq and is a predicted model, not a curated record. NCBI's taxonomy places the organism in Eukaryota, Metazoa, Chordata, Testudines, Geoemydidae. Gene Ontology annotation, biological process: oxygen transport. The coding region runs from base 1 to 456 and encodes 151 amino acids. The transcript has 3 exons. Gene Ontology annotation, molecular function: oxygen binding; heme binding; iron ion binding.
AUGGCAUUCUCUGAAGCAGAAGUGCAGAGGGCUCGUGGGGCCUGGGAGAAGAUGUAUGCCAAUGCUGAAGACAAUGGGACAACUGUCCUGGUCAGAAUGUUUACAGAACACCCAGACACCAAGUCCUACUUCACCCACUUUAAAGGGAUGGGCACAGCCGAAGAGAUGGAACAGUCAGAUCAGGUCAGGAGUCAUGGCAAGAGGGUCCUCACGACCAUCAAUGACUUGGUCCAACACCUCGACAGCACUGAUGCUUUUCUUGGGAUAGUGAACCCACUGGGCAAGAAACAUGCAAUGCAGCUCAAGGUUGACCCCAAGAACUUUAGGAUAAUCUGUGACAUUAUCUUGCAACUGAUGGAGGAGAAAUAUGGUGGAGACUGCAAGGCUUCUUUUGAGAAGGUGACCAACGAAAUCUGCACUCGCCUGAACAAUGCCUACAAAGAAGCUGGCUGGUGAGGAAGUGCCAUCUCUGGGCUCCUAAAACAUCUCACCAGCACCAAGACCCAGCACUGAAUCACUGACUUUGAACUUCCAGCCACAAUUGAAAGUGAAGAAAAAAGAGGAAAAGCUAACAACAUGA